Messenger RNA from Alternaria burnsii, 195 nucleotides. RefSeq lists its product as uncharacterized. The record is from RefSeq and is a predicted model, not a curated record. NCBI's taxonomy places the organism in Eukaryota, Fungi, Ascomycota, Dothideomycetes, Pleosporales, Pleosporaceae. The transcript has 2 exons. Bases 1 to 195 code for a protein of 64 amino acids.
AUGGUUCAAUGUCCAGAGUGUGACGCAGGGGCUGACUUGACGAAAGACGGUGCUUGGGCGCAUUGCGCUUCCUGUAACACGGUCUUCGAGCCGGGAAAAGAAGGUAGUCAUUACAAGGGUAGUGGCAGCGGCUCCGGCGAUAAAGAGGAAGAGAAGAAGAGCGACUCUAAGGAUGAAAGCGUGAAGAAGGAUUGA